Molecule: messenger RNA, 1073 nt
Organism: Ornithodoros turicata
Lineage: Eukaryota; Metazoa; Arthropoda; Arachnida; Ixodida; Argasidae
Exons: 10
Coding region: 297-902 (201 amino acids)
Source: RefSeq, a predicted model, not a curated record
CAGACCAAGUCUGUGAGGUGGAAGGACAUGUGGCGGUGUGCAAGUGUGCCAGCGACCGCUUGGAAAGAAACGGACGUUGUUCAGGGAACUGCACUCUGGAAUGUCACCACAGGUUCGGCAGUUGCACCAUUUUCAACAACGAGGAACACUGCAACUGUACAUCCCCGCUCCAAGGCGAUUCUUCUGAGCAGUCCACCAAGGAAGGACCUUGUGUAUUGGAAAGCUUCUCUUACUUGACGUCGUUGAAGCUGAACAGAAGCAUCUCCUCAUGGAAAGUAGCUGAAGACUGCCGCAAUAUGAAAGAUCUUCUGACGCAGGCGUUGAGCGUGCUGUUCGGACCGGAAUUCCUGCAUCUAGACAUCGUCAGCUGUCUGGACGCGUACGAGGUACGGCUAAUAUUCAGCAAAAAGCAAGACGAAGCUGUUCUGAAGAGGCUUCAUCUUUGCAAGAAUAGCAUAAAGCCACACUCCUGUUAUUUCUGGCCAGAUGUACACGUUGUUUCUGGGUCAGUCGGAACCAUAGAACCAGAAAACAUCUGUGAGACAGCUCUACGGGUGCAGUUGGAGAAAUACGGCGGGGAGUACGUAUGCAAAGCACAGGACUACGAGAUACUUUUCAACUGCGUCAAUCCAGCCGCAGUCACCGGUACCGAAACCUCAGGCCGGAUAAUAAAGCAGCACUGUUCAGAAGCGAACAAACUACCACCAUCCGGCAUAAAAAAAGGGAAGCAGAACGAACCUGAAAUACCGCCGAACCAAACAGCUGUGAUUGUUGGUGUCGUCCUUGCAGUCCUAGCAGCAUUGGGCAUAAUCGCCAUCUUGAUGGUCUCAAGGAAAAAGAAGGCAGCCAAAGCUGAGCAGAGACGUCGGCAGGAAAAAUACGAGGAAGAUCUACAACAGUGAAUGAGUGUCCCUCCAAGUGACGGACGUCGUUUGGAUCAACACUGUUUGUAUUGCCAGUCAGAAGCGCACAUAAGAAGGGCUCGAUAGUGUAGGACUGAGAACUCCUUAUUUUAUUAUUUGUGUGUCCCACUACCUCUUUUUCUCAACGAUAAAGCGAGCGUGAAUACUCCA